CCGGGUUGUCAAACAGCAAAGUUUUUCCGGAUCCUCCAUGUAAACUGUCAGCUGGGGGAGAAGCUGGGAAACAUCAAAGAAGUAGGGCAGCAGGAGGAGAAAAUCAUCCAUAACCAGCAUCUGAGCAUCGACACCCCCCAUCUCCAUCCGCACGUCCGCCUCGAAAGUAAAACGGAAAUAUAAUCGAACCGCAGCUAACAUCGGGGGCACAUUACAUGAGAUAGUUGGGAUCUGAAGACAUAAGACAUCCUGAUGAAAAAAGCAACCUGCUGAGCCUGUCUUCAAGGUUUUUUUUGUUUGUUUGUUUGUUUGUUUGUUUGCCAUGGUGAUGAUAAAAGCAUCAGUCACUUUUCAAUAAGCCAGCAGGAAAACACUCCUUUUCCAGAGUUGUUUUUUGUGACAUUCAGCACUUAAACACUUUGCUCUCAAGGUGACUGGUGCAACCAUGCAUUUAGAAGUGAAGGUUGCCCUCAACUUCAUCGUGUCCUAUCUGUACAACAAGCUGCCUCGGCGUCGAGCUGACUUAUUUGGAGAGGAGUUGGAAAGGAUACUCGUGUCACGUUUUGAAGGGCACUGGUACCCCGAGGCUCCUUUACGAGGUUCCGCAUUUCGCUGCAUUCACCUGGGAGCACCAAGGGACCCUGUGGUAGAGUUGGCUGCCAAGAGAAGUGGACUAGACACAGAGGAGGUACGUGCAAAUGUUCCUGCAGAGCUCAGUGUGUGGAUUGACCCUUACGAGGUUUCCUAUCAGAUUGGAGAAAAGGGGGCUGUUAAGGUGCUCUACUUGGAGGAUCCUCCUGGCCUGGGGUGUGAGAGUGACAGGGCAGAAGGAGUGGUUAGGGAAGAUAAAGAAGACACAGAGGUGGAAGAGGCCAAGAAUGUGGGUUUCAACCCAGAAGCUCAGGUGUUUGUGCCAGUUGGAAACCAGGCAUCCCCUGCUGUAAUGCCCCCACUCUCUAGCUCUCCUACACUGCUGUCAGCACAGUCCUGCCCCGGACUCUUCACCUACCCCAGCUCAAGCACGCCCACAGACCCUGCUGUCCACUCCUCCAAUACCUCCACCCCUUCUCCUCCAAAUGGUGGGCUGCCGUUCCUCUCUGCUCAGCAAACACCCUCAGCUCUACCCUCUGCCCGUCCUCAACCAAUCACCUUCACCACUGCCAGCUUUGCUGCCACUAAAUUUGGCUCCACCAAGAUGAAGAAAUGCAGUGCAUCGGGGUCAGCAGCUAGCUCCACCGUGCCUCCCACCCAAAGGAUGCUCUCCCGCUCUCCUACCACCAUCUCAGCACCAGAGCUUCUGAAGUACAAGCCCUUGUCUCUUUCCUUGCACUCCCUCGGCGGCCCUAUUACCGCUCAGCUGUCCCCUAAUGCCAAAGAGUUUGUCUAUCCAGGAUCUCCAGGACCCCUUUACUUUGAUGCUGACACCCAACCCCUGCAACCUCACGCUGGCCCCUUUCAACCGAAUCACUCCCUCAGCUCCCAUCCAUCAUUUGACCCCUUCUCGAGCCCUCCUCCAGCUCAGAGUGUGGGCAUUGUCGGCAACAGUGGGGGAAUGUCCUACAUGGAGAAGCCAUCAUUUGUGGAAGGUUUAGGAAGCUACAACCUACAAUAUCCUAGCCAGUCCUUCCAGCCUGUUGUACUGGCCAACUAAGCCUUCAUUUGACAUGAGAAUCACUGUAGCAAGAGAUGGG
Molecule: messenger RNA, 1691 nt
Organism: Thalassophryne amazonica
Lineage: Eukaryota; Metazoa; Chordata; Actinopteri; Batrachoidiformes; Batrachoididae
Product: protein Tob2
Exons: 2
Coding region: 446-1651 (401 amino acids)
Biological process (GO): regulation of gene expression
Cellular component (GO): cytoplasm; nucleus
Molecular function (GO): transcription corepressor activity
Source: RefSeq, a predicted model, not a curated record